CGUGCAGAAUAAUUUGUGACCGCACUCGGAGCUAUCUCUUUCAGCACCGACUAGGUUUCAGAUAGUGACACAGUGUUGCUGUGCAGCACUCAGAUACUCGGGAUGAAAACAAUGGGAAGGAGGCUGCGCUCUUAAUUUAAGCUUUCUGUCGACGAUGGGGAUAAUUUCAACGUGGAAAGGAGCAGUACGCCUACUGGAGGGAAAUCCCCUUGUUUGCGUUGUUACGCAUGCAGACACUGAAAACCUCACCGUCCACGCACGCACAUCACACUGAGUCAUAACGAGACAGUAUCCAGAACUUCCACGUCGUGUCUUCGGGACUCCACAGGAUUGCCAUGGUGGCUGCAUAAACCAGGACAGAGAAAAGGACGUUCAAAAUCACAACACCUGUUACCCCUGUAGCACAACACUGCACUUCUCUCCAACAUGACGGGACAGAGUCUAGAGGAGAUAAACGGAGGUUGCUGCGAGGACAAUACAAUAAGCAUAAAUGUCGGAGGGCUCAAGAAAAGACUUCUGCCCAAUCUGCUGUCUCGGUUUCCAGAGACCAGGCUGGCUCGUUUACUGCAAUGCCACUCAAAAGAGUCUAUUCUUGAACUGUGCGACGAUUACGACGAUGCUGAAAAAGAGUUCUACUUCGACAGAAAUCCGUCGCUGUUCCCUUACGUUCUGAAUUUUUACAACACGGGUCGACUGCACGUCAUGGCAGAGCUAUGCAUUUUCUCAUUCAGCCAAGAGAUAGAAUACUGGGGCAUCAACGAGUUCUUCAUCGACUCCUGUUGCAGCAAUGUUUACCACUGUAAGAAAAUGAAGGAGGAACAGGAGGAUUGGGAUGACAGAAGCGACGGGGGCAACACCACGUGCUCUUUCGACGAGGUGUUGGAGUUCUACAGCGAUGCGACCAAGUUCGACAAGCAGCCGCUGGGAAACAUGCGGCGGAGGGUCUGGCUGAUGUUAGACAACCCUGGGUAUUCCGUUGUCAGUCGGAUCUUCAGCGCGCUCUCUAUUCUGGUAGUACUGGGUUCACUUGCGACAAUGUGCAUGCAUAGUAUGUCUGAGUUCAUUCUGUAUGACACUGAAGGCCGACAGCUCGAGGACCCCCGCUUUCAAACAAUGGAGCACUUUGGAAUAGGAUGGUUCACAUUUGAACUGGUUGCGAGAUUCGUGGUUGCUCCCGAUCUCGUCCACUUUUUUGAAUAUCCCUUGAACUUCAUUGAUCUCGUAUCGAUCUUGCCAUUUUACCUGACGCUACUUGUAAACCUGGUGGCGGAGAGGAGCACAGCCCUGGCCAAUCUCGGGCGCGUGGUUCAGGUCCUGAGACUGAUGAGAAUCUUUCGGGUCCUGAAGCUCGCCCGCCACUCCACCGGACUCCGCUCACUGGGAGCAACGCUCAGAAACAGCUACAGAGAGGUGGGCCUCCUGUUGCUUUACCUGGCAGUGGGAGUCUCCUUCUUCUCUGUGAUGGCCUACACCACAGAAAAGGAAGAAAACGACGGACUGAUGUCUAUUCCCUCCUGCUGGUGGUGGGCCACCGUUAGCAUGACCACCGUGGGCUACGGAGAUGUGGUCCCGUGGUCUAUAGCAGGAAAAUUGACAGCGUCCGCGUGUAUCCUCGCGGGAAUCCUCGUGCUAGUGCUUCCCAUCACGCUGAUUUUCAACAAGUUCUCAAUCUUCUAUAAACGACAGAAGCAGUUGGAGAUUGCGAUGAGGACCUGCGAAUUCGACGAGGACCUUGGAGAGGUCUCCUCCAUUAAUUUACGAAACUAUUACGCACACAAGGUAAAAUCACUGAUGGCAAGCUUGUCCAAUAUCAGCCGGAUCUCUCAAAGUGAACAGAGUCUAAAUGAAUCCGUACGUUGAUGGCACCUGAGGUAUAGAGAGCAACAUGUUUCGUAUUAUGUUAUUUAUUGUAUUCCGGAAUUAGGGAAAGAUGGGUGUGCCAGUAUGCGCCAAUUAUAGACUCAUAAGUAAAUAUUACAUCGCAUGGAUAGCCUGUCUGUGUUCCUGAAUAUGGAGACAGACACCGUCACAUAUGAGCUGUGGUCUUAGUUCACUUGCCUGUUGAGACCCAUCAAGAGUGAUCAUCUGCAUAUAAAUAAUAUAUUCAGAGAAAAACUUGUAAUAAUCCAUCCAGCACACAAAUCAGCGGACCACCGCUGAAGUCUAAUACUCUAAUUAUAGUCGAUAGUGAAGGAAAUUUACUGUGUGCAUUUGUUACAGCGUGAUAUAAUACGCUAUACUUGCUACUGCCACUCAAAUGUAUUCACGUGUUCACUUCAUGAAAGUUUCGAUAUACAUCUGUGUUCUUGUGACAAACAAAUGUAAAAACAAUUAAAACAAAUUAUUUGGCAAAUGAUACAAGCAUUUAUUAUGUGAAAUAUAUUUUAAGUCUUGGCAAGAACUAAAAUCAAGAAUGUUUAUCAAAGAGACGUCUCCGUGACAGGAAAUCGUCUGAAGGCAAGAUAACAGAAAUAAUUUCAAGAAGUACUGUACAUGAAGUUGUCAGGAGGUGGAUUAUACUCAUUGUUUGCAGAUUUGCAGUAUAUAUACUGUAUGUGUGUGUGUAUAUAUAUGUAUAUAUUAUAUGUAUUACGAAAAGGAAGAGCAUUUCUGCAGACCUUUUAAUACAUGAAAUUUAUUAUUGAGUGUUACUAGCCUGGUUCCCUGAUACACCCACUAGACUUACAGACCCACUUAAGAUCCCCGUGUGCCAAACAGUUUUUAGUUAUCGGGGUUGUUACUUGUAAGUCAGUACAUCACUGGUUUUUCUGACAGUUCCAAAAAACACUCAGCGGCACGUUUAAUGCAGAGGUAUUUAUUGUUUUGUCGGAAAAUACACCUGAAAAAUAAGUUAGUGUUUUCAAUAAGAGGUCGUAUUCAUUUCAAAUAUUUACAAAGCUUGUUUAUGUAUAGCAAAUCAAAAUUAGCACACAAAUGAGGAGUGCUAUAAACUCUUAGGCAGCCAGGCUUCUCAACAUCAAUUGCUGUGCAGUAAUAACUGCCAAUCUAAAACCUGUCAUGUCUGCACCAAGUCAUUAGCAGGUUUAAGAAAUGGAAAAUGGAACUGUAUUCUCUGGAACAUAAUAAACAAUAAAACAUUUUUGGCAAGUGAAA
Anguilla rostrata (American eel) is the source of this 3114-nucleotide messenger RNA. Its product is annotated as potassium voltage-gated channel subfamily S member 2-like. NCBI's taxonomy places the organism in Eukaryota, Metazoa, Chordata, Actinopteri, Anguilliformes, Anguillidae. Gene Ontology annotation, cellular component: voltage-gated potassium channel complex; membrane. The record is from RefSeq and is a predicted model, not a curated record. The transcript is spliced from 2 exons. Gene Ontology annotation, biological process: potassium ion transmembrane transport; regulation of delayed rectifier potassium channel activity; protein homooligomerization. The coding region runs from base 427 to 1860 and encodes 477 amino acids. Gene Ontology annotation, molecular function: protein binding; voltage-gated potassium channel activity.